This is a messenger RNA of Phalacrocorax carbo (great cormorant), 2342 nucleotides long. The record is from RefSeq and is a predicted model, not a curated record. NCBI's taxonomy places the organism in Eukaryota, Metazoa, Chordata, Aves, Suliformes, Phalacrocoracidae.
GCCGGCAGCCAGCCCCGCCGGGCUGGGGCGGCCCUCCCCUGCAGCCCCCAAAUCCCAGUCAGGUGAGGAGCUCAUUCCACAGCUUUCCCCCGCUGCGUGGGCUGUGGCCGUGGGGAGCAGCGAGCCAGGGCUGUAGCUGUGAGCUGUCGGGAGGUUAUGAUUCCAAAGCCCAAGUUUAUUAAAUUUUGCAAAGGAAAUCAAAUUCAGCCCAUGCUAAGAAUGGAGUACCAGCCCCUGCUGAGAGGGUCUAGCACGCAGAGCAAGUUCCCCAGCUGUACCUUGUUUCUGGCUGUUUGUGCUGUUGGAAUUGGAGGGACCUUUCAGUAUGGGUAUAAUGUUUCCAUUAUCAAUGCACCCACCCAGCAUAUACACAGGUUCUUAAAUAAAACCUGGACUAGUCGUUAUCACAAGGAACUAAAUCCAGAUUUGCUGACUUUUCUUUGGUCUGUCAUUGCUUCUAUAUUUUCACUUGGAGGCCUGUGUGGAGCCCUUAUUGGAGGCAGCAUGGCGAUUCGGCUAGGCAGGAAAGGAGCUCUUCUGAUGAAUAAUGUUAUAGCAAUACUGGCCUCCAUUUUAAUGGGGAUCAGUUUUCCUACAGGAUUGUUUGAGUUACUGAUUGCUGGAAGGUUUUUGAUUGGCAUAAAUGCAGGUAUUGGGAUCUGUGUGCAGCCUCUGUACAUUGGGGAGGUUGCCCCAAAACAUCUUAGAGGUGGCAUGGCCAUGGGGAGUUCCAUCUUUCUGACUGGGGGGAUUCUGAUGGGACAAAUAAUUGGUUUGAGGGAAUUAUUAGGUGCAGAAAAGUAUUGGCCUUUGUUGCUAUCCAGCAGCUGUUUCCCAGCAUUUGCCCAACUUUUAUUCCUGCCAUGGUUUCCUGAAAGUCCCAGAUAUCUUCUUAUUGACAAAGGUGAUGAGCUGAGCUGUGCCCAAGCUUUGAAGCGAUUUCAUUGUUCUUCAGAGUAUCGAAGGGAGAUGGAAGACAUACAGCGGGAAUGUUUUGCCUUAGAUGGGGAGAAACCCAAGAAGCCCUGGCAGUUAUUUGUUGAUCGUGGUGUGAGAUGGCAGCUCAUUACCGUGAUUGUGAUGACUAUGGGCCAACAGCUCAGUGGGAUAAAUGCUAUUUAUUUCUAUACAACUUAUAUUUUCGAACAAGCUGGGGUCUCAGCAGAAAAAGUCCCAUAUGUGACACUCGGCACUGGAGGUUUUGAGUGCCUUGCAGCCCUCGCCUGUGGUUUACUGAUAGACUACAUGGGAAGAAGAUCUCUCAUCAUUGGGGGUUAUCUCCUCAUGGCCCUUUGGAGCAUUGUUCUAACAUUCUCUCUGACUUACCAGGAACUGUACUCAUGGGUGCCUUACGUGAGUGUGACAUCUCUGUUUGCCUUCAUCUUGAGCUUUGGGUUGGGACCAGGUGGCAUAACGAAUACCCUGAUAGCUGAACUAUUUUUACAGUCUUCACGUCCUGCUGCUUACAUGAUAGGAGGGACUAUUAGUUGGAUUAGUUUCUUCGCAAUUGGAAUGCUCUUUCCCUUCAUAGUGAACGGACUGAAGCAGUAUUGUUUCGUGGUGUUCUUAGUGGAGUGCUCCUUAGUUGCUGCCUUCAUCUUCCUCGUAAUUCCUGAGACAAAAAACAAGUCUUUUCUGGAAAUCAGAAAGGAAUUCCACAAGCUUAAUUUUGGAAGAAAUAUCAAAAAAGAGGAAACAGCUUUAUGAAAGAUGACAAGUCCCUGAUGAAUUUUUAAAAAAUUCUGUGUAACUUCGCAGCUGUAACAGAACAGUGUAAUACCAUGAACAAGUAGCUUAUUAAAUCCUCCUGUAUAUUUAGAGGAAGUUUAAAGGCAAGUUAAUCUUUCUGAAAUGCUGUUAAAACAUAUAUUACUGAAAUGCUAUUAAAAACCAUUAUACAUAGAAGACUCAGUGUUUAGAUACAACUUGAUGUUGUAGGGACGCAGAAAUGCCGGGAGAGGGUGUUCAACCCACUCCUCCCCCCCGGCAGGUUUCUUCAGAUAAUUCAGUAGCUCUUUUAUUUCUAAGCCCCUUCUUCAGAUUCAGAUAAUCAAGCAUGUUAUUGCUUUACUGACUAAAAUAUUCUGAGGCAUUAAAACCCAAGCAAGAACUGACCUACUGAGAAACCGGUAUUUGAAAUAUUCUAGUUUAUAUAUAAAUUGGGGCAUUUAGUUGCUGUUUUUCACUUAAAUAACGACUUUGAAAGAUUUAAGGACAUGCCUCAUCUAGUCCUACUACUGUAACUGUACAAAGACAGUACAGCACCUAUCUCAGUUACUCUUAUUUGUAAUAGACUUCAUUAUUCCUGAAAGGGUAAUAAUAAAACAGAUUCUGGCAUUUGA